Molecule: messenger RNA, 2029 nt
Organism: Dermatophagoides farinae (American house dust mite)
Lineage: Eukaryota; Metazoa; Arthropoda; Arachnida; Sarcoptiformes; Pyroglyphidae
Source: RefSeq, a predicted model, not a curated record
AUGGAUCCUGUAAAUAUGUGGAAAUCAUCAUCAGAAACAACAGCAACAACAUCUACGACAACAACAACAACAUCGGCGACAACAACAACUUGUAAUGAAAAUGGUAGUAAUAGUAUACAAGAUAAAGCUACAAGUAGUUCAUCAGAUUCACAAAUAAAUUUUUCAUCAUCAUCAAUACCACCUGGACCUGAUCCAAAUAAAUUAAAAGCAAUAUUGGAACGCACAAAUUAUCCACAUCAAGUAACCGCGGGUCAAAGAAAAUAUGGUGGUCCACCUUCAGAUUGGCAAAGUAUGGCACAACCACCAAUUGGUUCGGAAAUAUUUGUUGGUCGUAUACCAAAAGAUGUUUAUGAAGAUGAAUUGAUACCAUUAUUUGAAAAGAUUGGUAAAUUAUGGGAUCUACGUUUAAUGAUUGAUCCGGUAUCAUCACAAUCACGUGGUUAUGCAUUUAUUACCUAUUGUAAUAAAGAAGAUGCACAAAAAGCUGUACAAGAACUAAAUGGAUACAAAAUACGUUCGAAAGGCUCAUAUUCACUUAAAGUAAACAUAUCAGUGCCAAAUUUAAGGCUCUUUAUUGGAAAUAUACCGAAAGUAAUGAGUAAAGAACAAAUUUUUACAGAAUUUAAUAAAGUAACCGAGGGGUUAACCGAAGUAAUAAUUUAUAGUUCACCGGAUGAUCGUAAAAAGAAUCGUGGUUUUUGUUUUCUUGAAUUCGAUAGCCAUAAAAAUGCAUCAGCUGCUAAACGUAAAUUAACAACAACUGGAAUGAAAAUAUUUAAAAGUGACAUUCUAGUUGAUUGGGCUGAUCCACAAGAAGAACCAGAUGAAGAGACAAUGUCAAAAGUUAAAGUACUCUAUGUUCGUAAUUUAACAAAUGAUGUUUGUGAAAAUGAUUUGAAAGAAUUAUUUGAAGAAUAUGGUGCAGUGGAAAGAGUGAAAAAAAUCAAAGAUUAUGCUUUUGUACAUUUUGAAGAUCGUACACAGGCAUUGAAUGCAAUGAAUGAAUUAAAUGAUAAAGAUUUUGGCGGUUCAUGUAUUGAAAUUUCAUUGGCAAAACCACCAUCUGAUCGUAAAAAGAAAGAAGAAGUUUUACGUAAUCGUGAAAGAAGAAUGAUUCUAAUGAUGCAACAGAAACAAUUAAUGAUGACUUAUCCAAGAGUGCCUCAAUCACAAAUUCGUCCACCGAUUCCUUCCAUUCCUCCAUUAGCUACAACACCAAUUCUGCCGAUGAGUAGUAGAAAUGUUCGAAAUCGUUUUCAACAGCCUUUUAAUCCAAUGUUACCCGUAACAUAUAAUAGACAAAAUCCAAAUGCCUGGAAUCCACUUAUGUUUUAUGAUCCAUCGGAUUGGUGGUAUGGACCACCAAAUCGUGGACCACCACCACCACCUCAUCAUCAUCAUCAAUUUAAUUUUCCAUGUUCAAAUGUUCCACCUAAUUCGGCUGCUGCCGCAGCAGCAGCAGCAGCUGCAGCAGCGGCUUCCCAAUGGAAUGCAUAUGGUGGUCUAACAAAUGGCGGUGGACAAGUGCCUCCAGCAACAACAAUGUCACCAUAUUGUCCAACGAAUGCGAAUGCAAAUGGACCACAGAAUAAUAAUCGACGUAAUACUAAUAAUGGUACGGCUGGUCAUUCAAAUGGACAAUCAGCAGCAGCAGCUGCUGCUGCUGCUGCAGCGGCCGCUGCUGCUGCUAUGAUGAAUGCAGCCGCAACCGGAACAGUUUUAUCUACAUCCAACAAUAAUAAUGGUAAUAAUAAUAGCAAUUCAAUGUCAAAUCGUAAAUGGAGAGGAGGAAAAUCAAAUCAAAAUAAUACAACAACAUUGAUAAAUAGCAGCAAUAAGAGACAAUAAUUUUUUUUUCGAUCAAUUGAUUCGAUUUGCUGUCCAACAAUCAAUUAUCAACAAUUAUGCCUGAGAUACUCAAUCUUUAUAAUUAUAAUAUAAUAUAUACUGAUUGCUCCACGAAAAUUCUACAACGAAUUUAUGAAUGAAAUGAUUCGUUGCCACACGUAUGCUUGUAUUUUUUUUCAAU